Messenger RNA from Gallus gallus (chicken), 3005 nucleotides. RefSeq names its product DENN domain containing 2D (gene DENND2D). The coding region runs from base 311 to 1522 and encodes 403 amino acids. The record is from RefSeq and is a predicted model, not a curated record. Gene Ontology annotation, cellular component: nucleoplasm; cytosol. NCBI's taxonomy places the organism in Eukaryota, Metazoa, Chordata, Aves, Galliformes, Phasianidae. The transcript has 13 exons.
GGCGGGCGGAAGCGGAGCUCCCCGUAGCGCCGCACCGGGGCCGCUCCACGUCGGGGCCACGAUGGCCUCUUCCAUCAGCAACCUCUUCCGACGGAGCCUACGGCGCUCGGGCCGCAGAGCAUUCAGUGGAAAAUGAAGCGAAAGCCAUUUCCUUUCUGUCCUUUUGGGGACAGAAGGCAAACAGGAGGCCCCUGCAGCAGACGGCAUCCCAUCUCAUGUGCCUCUGGGAAAGGCAGGAGAGCGGAGCUCCAUCCUCUACUCUGCUGGGCAGUUCUUCUUCGAGUACCUGGUGGUGGUGUCGCUGAGGAAGAUGUCAGAUGGACGUUAUGAACCCAAGAUAGCCUAUCAGUUCCCAAAGCGUGAGAACCUCCUGAAGGGUCAGAAGGAGGAGGAGGAGCGGCUCCUGCAGGCCAUCCCCCUCUUCUGCUUCCCCGAUGGCAACAACUGGGAGCCCGUCACCACCUUCCCCAGCGAAACCUUUUCCUUCGUCCUGACAAACGUGGAUGGCAGCAGGAAGAUUGGUUACUGCAGGAGGCUGCUGCCCUCUGGCCGCGGUGUCCGCCUCCCCGAGGUCUUCUGCAUCAUCAGCUGCCUGGGCUGCUUCGGGCUCUUCUCCAAGAUCCUGGAUGAGGUGGAGAAGAGGCGUCAGAUCUCCAUGGCAGUGAUUUACCCCUUCAUGCAGGGCCUGCGGGAAUCGCCCUUUCCAGCUCCGGGGAAAACCGUCACCAUUAAAAGCUUCAUCCCCGAGUCGGGCACAGAGCUCAUUGAGCUCACACGACCUGUGGACGCCCACCUGGAGCACGUGGAGUUCCCAGCGCUGCUCCAGCGCCUCAGCCCCAUCCUCAUCCUGCACAUCUUCGCCUCCGCUGUGCUGGAGCGGCGGCUCAUCUUCCUGGCUGAGGAGCUGAGUGUCCUCUCACAGUGUAUCCACGCCGUGGCUGCUCUCCUCUACCCCUUCACGUGGGCUCACACCUACAUCCCUGUGGUCCCCGAGUGCCUGCUCGACACCGUCUGCUGCCCCACACCCUUCAUGGUUGGCAUCCAGAGGCGGCACCUGGAGCGGGUGCUGGAGCAGCCCAUGGAGGAGGCUCUGAUAGUUGAUCUGUGUGAAGGGAAGAUCCUCCGGGCGGUGGGCGACGAGGAUCAGAUCUUGCCCAUCAAGCUGCAGAACGAGAUGCUGGCAUCUCUGAACAGGCACAACAGCAACAACAACAUCCACACAUCUGAGCAGCUGAAUGCACUCAUCUCCGAGGCCUUUGUGCAGUUCUUUGUCCGUCUGGUCGGGCAUUACACCUCACACAUCAAGUGGAGUAAAAACGGCCCGGGCACCUUCCAGGAAAGAGCCUUCUGCAAGGCCAUCACCUCCAAGACCAACCGCAGGUUCGUGAAGAAGUUUGUGAAGACCAACAUGUUCUCCUUAUUUAUUGAGGACGCAGAGAAGAGCAGGAUCCCACAGGAAGCCUACUUCCAGCAGAAGAUAACAGAAUACCAGCAGCAGAAGAAGCACCGAAGGGACUCCUGAGAGCAGCCUGAAGGGGUGGCACCCAGCAGGGCUCUGCCUGCAGCACUGCGUGUUCCAUCUGUGCCCCAUCCAAGGGCAGAGCACUCUGCAUUCUGCUGGGUCUGCCCUGCCCAGAGACUCACAGAAAGCAGCAAGCACCGGUUUCUGCCCUUUCCCUUUUCCCUCGGGGCACCGUAGCACUGGAAAGUAGUUUUGCAUAGAGCUCACAAGCAGGCUGGGGUGUCUCCUCCCACCUGGCUGGGACAGAAAGUGUGCACAGCUCAGUGCUCAGCCCCACACUGAGCUGUGCCCUGGGGAGCCCCAGCACUGUGUGUGCUGAUGGAUGCAAGUGGAGGAUGGGCUGCAGGACCAGUUAUUGCUGAAUGCAAAAAGGGAUGAGGGAUGAGGAGGAAACAUUGUUAAUUGCUAAGUAAAACAAACAUAGGUUUGGUAAAUAGGGAGCAUCCGAUGGAAUAGGUUUCUGAGGAUCCUGGUGUCUGUUGUAGCUGCUGUCUGUUGGUAGUGCAUGGAGCUGUGAUCCCACUUCAGCUGCAUGGAGACAUGAACCAACAGGUUACUCAGCCAUGCCAUAAGCAAACCUGAAGGUCACAGGGCUGUUCUGCAGCAGAAAGAGCAGCACAGGGGAGGAGGAAGUGCUAGUUAAAUCUUGUAGUAAAAGGUGGCAACAUCCUCCUCCCUGCUGGCUUUGAUGCCAACUUCUCUAUCACUGUGGUUCAUCUCAGCGCUGCCUCUGAAGCAUGACGCCUGCAGCAGACUUAAAGUGCUCUUAAAAUGCUCUCCCCCUUUUCUAAUGCAUCUGCACAGGAAGCAAGGGCUGCUGCACAGACUCAGGGCUGCAGGUCUGCCCUGUUCCUCUCUGGCAGUGGACCUUCCCUUAGGAGAGAAGGGAUGAGCAGGGAGAGAUGCUUGCUCUCCCAGCAGGAGGUGCGGAGCAAGGCAGAGCUCCAUCCUCCUCUCUCUCCAGGGCUGCCCCAUCUCAGUACUGCACCACUCCAGUGGUUAUUGCAAUACCUCUUAAUACAGCUUCCUUUUUAAUACAUCCCCCCCCGGUGGUACUGAGCUGCUGAAGGCCCCAUAGAGACAUUUUAUAGCAGCACUGCCCAGGGAGCUGCAGUCCACCAGGAGAUGUUUGGGCAGAGCUGCUGGAACAGCAAUAGAACUGAGCCAGAGGGGAAGGGCGUUUGUUAGAGGAGCGUCAGGGGGUGCAGCCAUGCACAAAUAGAAGUGCUGUUGGACAGAGAAUGGAAUAGAAGGGAUGCUGGAAUAGCAACAAUGUGCCCAGCCAUGCUGGAAGGACAGUGACUUUCUAUCCCACUUUCUGUCUGGGGUGGGGGGGGGGGGGGGGGGGGGAUGAGAACUAUUUGUCAGGGGAAUAAAGGGGUUUGGCACCGUAGGUGUCUUCUUUGCCUUCACAGGUCCCAAAUCACAGGUAGUGAGACAUCAGCCUAUGGGAAAUUAAAGGUUGAAGAGUAGUAAACUUAAA